AUGACGCUGCUGUUUAGCACAGCCACACACCCCCAAUUGCGAUCCGCCUCCGUGGGGCGGAGUCUUGGUUACCGUGCUGCGGAGGAGCUCGGCCGCCAGGGAGGAAGAAGCGCACCAGGUAGGGGAGGCGCGAUCUCGGGGUCCGGCGUGGAAGGGGACGGGGCGGGGGUGCAGGAGCAUCGAAGCCCCCCUUUUCCUAGCGCACCCCGUCUUUUUUUUAGGGGUGGCGGGGAGUUCCAACGACCCCACCCCCGAUUUCCCUCCCGCCUCCUUCCGAUGCUCGAAACGCGUCUUCUUGCAAAUGCUACAGUCGGGGCGGGGGCUGCAGGAACAUGGAAGCCCCUUUUCCCUCUCUCCCCUCCACCCAGAGAAGCCAGUUCCUAGGGGCCGAAGGGUCUUUGCACGCACAUCCCCAUAUAAAAAAAUUGGAGGGGGCUGCACCUCGUCUUGAGAUCGAUUGUGCGGGGCGGGGUUUAACUGGGCCGCCCCAAUAUUUCAUUUAAUUCAAGUUGGCACCCCUGCCCCCCGCCUCUUGUAGGGGUGCGGGAGUGGGAGGGGUUUUCCAACAGCCCCCCCCCUUGCGUUUCUUACUCCCGCGGGCCAGCAGCCCGGCCCGCUUCCUUCCAACGCUCGACACGCGUCUUUCUUGCAAAUACCGCCAGAGGCUUGAGCUGCCGUCAUGGUGUUGUGUUGUUUGCGCUUUCUCUGGAGUAAGCCUCGCUGAAAUAGCAGGAUCUUGCCUCCGCUGACACGAGAUGGGUUUCGUAACGACCAGACGGCUACUGGCGCCUCCUGUUCGUGGUGGCAUUACAGUGGUACCUCGGGUUACAUACGCUUCAGGUUACAGACUCCGCUAACCCAGAAAUAGUGCCUCAGGUUAAGAACUUUGCUUCAGGAUGAGAACAGAAAUCGUCCUCUGGCGGCGCAGCAGCAGCAGGAGGCCCCAUUAGCUAAAGUGGUGCUUCAGGUUAAGAACAGUUUCAGGUUAAGAAUGGACCUCCGGAACGAAUUAAGUACUUAACCCGAGGUACCACUGUAAUAAUAAUAAUAAAUUUUAUUUAUACCCCGCCCUCCCCAGCCAAGGCCAGGCUCAGGGCGGCUAACAAGCAAUAAUAAAAACCAGGUUGAAUGAAUACAACUUAAAAACAAGAUUAAAAUACAGCAAAAGCGGGUCUUAACCCCAUUUCGUUUACUGCUAUAGAAUGAGUUGGCAACCUCCCACAAGGGGGUGUUAACUUGAAUAAAAUAUUGGGGGACAGCAGGUAAUCAUCGCAGAAUUGAUCACAUGACAUAGCACACACGUACCAUUUGAAUGGCAGUGUCCAUUAACUUUUGGGGAGAGGAGAAGACACCCCAGCCCCUAGGAUUUGGCUCCUAUGUUCCCACCUGCCAGCCCACCACCUUCUUUGUGCUCGUGCUCCUGGCAUGCAGGAAAGUGUCUGCCCUUUGCUUUUGGACUUUAUCCCCAUCCCUUCCGUCCCACUCACCGCCAUGCGCCCUGCACAGGAAACACAGCACCCUUGGGUGGGGAGGGCCAGAAGGGAGCAGCUGGCCAGGACCCCUGGGAUCCAUUCCAGCAGACUUCUAUAACCCUGGGGCUGUCCGCCUCUUCACCCCCUGCCAGGCAGCAAGGUUUGUGUACACCAGGGGUCAGCAAACUUUUUCAGCAGGGAGCUGGUCCACUGUCCCUCAGACCCUGUGGGGGGCCGGACUAUAUUUUGGGGGGGAAAUGAACGGAUUCCUAUGCCCCACAAAUAACCCAGAGAUGCAUUUUAAAUAAAAGGACACAUUCCACUCAUGUAAAAACACGCUGAUUCUUGGACCGUCUGUAGGCCGGAUUUAGAAGGUGAUUGAGCCGGAUCCGGCCCCUGGGCCUUAGUUUGCCUACCCAUGGUGUACACACUUCAAAGCACAUGCUUCCCCCUCAAAGGAUUCUGUGAACUGUAGUUUGUUAAGGAUUGCUGGGAAUCACAACUAUGGUUGUGUCUGCGUUGUUUGAGGAGGAGAAUGUGCUUUCAAAAAAGUCAUAUUGCUUGGUUUCCUUGAACACAACAGAUCUGACUUUGGAGUAAACAUACAGUUUUGAGCUGGGAACGGAACAGCUCUGGCUGACCUCCAGUGGUGUUUUUGUUUUGUUUUGAAAUGGAAAAGCAAUUGCGGAAUCCUGGGAUUCUACAAAACUGCAUUUUGGGCACCAUCCAGACCUCCCUUAGGAGAAAAGAGCAAAGGCUUUUGGAGGCAGUGUGGGCUGUUGGGAGUGAGUCACGUGAAACUUAGUCAGGCUUGCAUUUAUGUUGUGCUUUUGGCAGAGCUGGACUCCCAUGAGGUUGAGUUGGGGGGCUGCCUUGGGGGGGCAGGGGAGCAAGGGUGGAGUGUCGGGCAGAGCGGCGUCUGCGACAUGGCAUGCCCAGUAAGCUGGACUGCUUCCCUCCCUUGUGUGUCCCUCCAGGAUGCACCAGUAUAUUGAAUGGGAAGGGUGGAACACUGUCUUGAUAAUGGAUUUAUAUAAGGCUUACCUGCCCAAAUGGCUCCUAAGAGGUUUACUAUAAAAGCAGUUACAAAAAAAUAGAGCAGCACGUAAUUCAAAUGCACAAUAAAACUAAUUCGUUAAAAUAAGCGCCCUUCAUUAAAAAGUAGGGUAGGCCAUUAUCAUACGACGUAACAAUUAGAACAGCUAAAACAAGUGGUUAAAACAAUUAAGAUAGGAAGUUCGUGCACAAGGUGAGGGUAAUGCUUGUCCGAAGCGCUACAUCUUCUUUCAGACAGAACUGAUGGGGCCUCUCGCAUUUCAGCAGGGAGACUAUUCCACAGCGUUGGGGCCACCACAGAAAAGGCCUGCCUCCAUGUUACCCCAGGGUUAGAAACUGAGACAUGAAAGCUAGGAGCUAAAUGGCACCUCAAACCUGGGUUAUGGACGCAGCAACGGAAUGCCAAGGCGUGCUUUUUUAUAACGAGAACACAAAGCUGGAAAUGAACAAACUGCAGCUAAAAUAUUAACUUCAUUUUUCACAUGGUCCAGUCCUUCCCCUGCCCAUCCCCCCAAUAUUCUUAAGAGGCUCUCUUCUCCGGUCUUCAGAGAGUAGCUGGAAGCGGGGAGGCAGAAAAAUGUCCUUUCCUUCCACUCUGCAGUUUGAAAUCUUAGGCGCAGUACUGCGCCCAGAGCUCAGAAAUUGCUCGCGCUCAUGAAAUUCCCUGUCGCAAAAUGCGCCUAGAAUGGGAGUUUCGAACACUGUUUUACCCCAAUCAUCCAGCUGUGGUAGAACCACUUGUUCAGCUACAUGCCCUUACAAUGGAGGGGAGGAGAGUACUGCCUGUUUUGGGUAAGAAGGCUUUAUAUGAGGGUAAAGGUAAAGGGACCCCUGACCAUUAGGUCCAGUCGUGACCGACUCUGGGGUUGUGGUGCUCAUCUCACUUUAUUGACCGAGGGAGCCGGCGUACAGCUUCCGGGUCAUGUGGCCAGCAUGACUAAGCCGCUUCUGGCGAACCAGAGCAGCACACGAAAACGCUGUUUACUUUCCCGCCGGAGUGAUACCUAUUUAGCUACUUGCAUUUUGACAUGCUUUCAAACUGCUAGGUUGGCAGGAGCAGGGACCGAACAACGGGAGCUCACCCCAUCGCAGGGAUUCGAACCGCUGACCUUCUGAUUGGAAAGUCCUAGGCUCUGUGGUUUAACCCACAGCGCCACCCGCGUCCAGGAUCUUAAGACUGGAUUGGUGGUUAAGAGCCGGCCACUGUGACAGAUCCUGUAAUGUUGGUGUAAUAGGUGAUCGAUAAUGGGCUCUGUUUACCAGCUAGGUUGCGGCAUUCUGUGCCAGCUGCAGACUCUCCAGAACAAGGGAAGCCCCACGAAGCACACAUUACAGUAGUCUAAAUGUGAGGCUACCACUAGAGCUGGGUGUCAUCAGCACACACGGGUGACACCAUUCCCGAAACCUCCUGAUGGCUGCGCCCAGUGACUUCAUAUAGUGGCACUGGAGACAAAACAGUGCCCUGUGGCACCCUGUUUUCUAAGGCCAGCCAUGCAGGUAUGAGUGGAGCGACCAUAAAACAAUGCCUUCCAACUCGCAACCAGUUCAGGAGCAUAGCAUGGUCAGGGUCUGCAAAAUGCCUUGAGUCUGCUCUGCUUUUGAGUAUUUAAAGUACUUCACAUCUCCCAUAUUGUGAAGUAAGUUAGUCUUAUUAUCCCCAUUCCAUGGAUUAAGAAAUUAAGAUAUAAUAAGGGAACAUUCUUUCAUAUGUGGUGGACUUGUAAAAGGGUAAAAGAUUAUUGGGAAAUGACCCAUAACGAAUUGAAAAAAAUGUUUAAAAGUACUUUCUCCCCCCCCCCCCAAACCCCAGAGUCCUUUCUGUUGGGAAUAAUUCAGACUGAAAUUCCCAGGUGUCAAAAAAGGUCAUUUAUGUAUGCCGCUACUGCGGCCCGUGUUUUGUUAGCCCAAAAAUGGAAAACAAGCGAGGUCCCAACCAAAGAAGAAUGGCAACUUAAGUUGACAGACUAUGCGCAGCUUGCAGACCUAACAUAUAGAAUAAGAGAACAAGAAGAACAUACGUUUAGAGAAGACUGGAAAACGUUUAUUGAAUAUAUGGGAAAUAAUUGUGUACAGCUGAAAACGCUGGCAGCAUUAAGAUAAAUUCAACAGUGUAAAUAAGUUUUGAUGGAUGCCUUAAUGGAAUAGUGAAUGGUAUAGUUUUUAUAAAUAUGCAGGGAUUUAUGAUAUUUAAAAUGAACCAUGGAAAGCGAAGAAGGGUAGUCGUAGAUAUCUUAAGGAUGUAAAAAUGAGUACCGUAUUUUUCGCUCUAUAGAACACACUUUUUCCCCUUCAAAAAUGAAGGGGAAAUGUGUGUGCGUCCUAUGGAGCGAAGAAGCCAUAACCCCGCGACCCUCUCCCAGCUGGAGAGGUGACGUGCAGCUAUGGCAGGAGCCUCUUUAGCCGCACACCACAUCUCCAGCCAGGAGAGGGUCGCGGGGGGCUUCUUUAGCUAAAGAAGCCCCCGCGACCCUCUCCCGGCUGGAGAGGUGACGCGCGGCUAUGGCAGGAACCUCUAUAGCCGCACGUCACCUCUCCAGCCGGGAGAGCGCGCGCGCGGCUAAAGCACCCCCCCCCGCGACCCUCUCCCAGCUGGAGAGGUGACGCACGACUAUGGCAGGAGCCUCUCCGCUGUGCGCCUUUCCCCGCUCCCCGACCUGCUCUUUGGGGCUGGUGGUGGGCUUCCUCCUGCCAGCCCCAAAGAGCAGGUCGAAAGGAACCUGAAGCCUGGAGAGCGAGAGGGGUCGGUGGGCACCGACCCCUCUUGCUCUCCAGGCUUCCAAGGUAGCUGCCUGAAGGCGACUGAAUGCACCUUAAAUGGCACCUUGUUUUAGAGGGGGAAAACAAGAGAGGGAAAAUUCUCCCCCUCUCUGCGCAGCGCCUCCUGCCGCUUCACUGAAGGGGCACUGGGCAGAGAGGGGGAGAAAUUUUUUUCUUGUUUUCCCCCCUCUAAAACAAGGUGCGUCCUAUUGUCCGGUGCGUCCUAUAGAGCGAAAAAUACGGUACUUUAAAUUGUAAAACAGAAAAUUCAAUAAAAAUUAUGUACAAAAAAAGAAAUUCAGAUAUAAUGGCUCCUUAAAACCAGGGUUACUGUCGCCAAAACGCAAUGCCUAGUUGCCAUUUGGGGGCCAGAUGGUUCGAAAGUCGUCAUUUCGAUAACAACUUUUUGGUUCCCGACAUUCAUUAUACGGAUUAUACGGAUGAAAUAUCACAGAUGGAAUUCUACAGGAUGUGUUGCUAGUGUGUGAAAACAGUCAAGAUCCAAGGAUCCCCAGGCAUGCAUAGCUCCAGAUGGUGGAGACGUCAGGCGCCAUCUUGGCAGCCGGGCAUCCUCACUUGGUCACAAGUGGGCAAUAGCCAACUGCAAAAUACACCUGGCCAAUUUUGAAUGGUGGAAGGGGACUGAGGCUGGGGGUGGGGUGGGGUGGGGAAGUUGCCUAAGACCACCUGGCGAGAUCAUGGCAGAGGUGAAAUUCAAACUUGGUCACUGUGGCACAACUGCUUUCAGUAAACACAAGACCAGAUCGCUUUGCACGUGACUCCUGUGUGGGUCCUGGCCUCUCCCAUCUCCUCUUAUCACCUUCUGCCAGCUGCCGUUUGGAACAGUGUGGGGAAGGCAGUAGAAACUUACCCAGGCCUUCUGAGCGUUUGUUUUUCAAAUGCUAAUGAUUUUUAAUACUGUUAGCAUGAUGUGAGCGGAUGAUUUCCUUCCCAGUGCCAUUACAAUACGUGAUUCACAGCUCAGUAAAACAUACAAAAACAGAAACAUCUGUUCUUCGAGCCAACGUGUUGAAAAUAAAAUAAACGAGGAGAAAAACAGUUGCAAUAAUUAACCAAAAUAUUGAAAGAACUUCUGUACUGUUGCUGAUUCCUUGGAUAGUCUUGAUAUACAGUGGUACCUCGGGUUACAUACGUUUCAGGUUACAGACGCUUCAGGUUACAGACUCCGCUAACUCAGAAAUAGUACCUCGGGUUAAGAACUUUGCUUCAGGAUGAGAACAGAAAUUGUGCUCCAGCGGCACAGCGGCAGCAGGAGGCCCCAUUAGCUAAAGUGGUGCUUCAGGUUAAGAACAGUUUCAGGUUAAGAACGGACCUCCGGAACGAAUUAAGUACUUAACCCGAGGUACCACUGUACAGCGCAUUCAGUUAUAUAUCCCUAGUAGUCUCUGCUCAUCUUCCUCUCUUAUCAGGAAUUGUGUAUAUAUUUUUAAGCUCUUGUGUUCUGAUUCAUGGGGUAUUUCCUGUGUUGCAACUAACCAUAUCCCCCCAUCUUGGCUUGCCAUAGCACAAAGAGCAAUGCACUUUUAGAGCACAACAACUUUAUACUGAUUAUAGCUCAUCUUGCCAGAGAGCAAAGGAGUCGUCUGAGUAAGAGUUUCCUGCUGUCUUUGGGCUGGGGCUGAAGAGAAAGAUGAAGGGCAUUGUGCUAAUAUCUGUGAAAGCUGUCACAAUGCAUAAGGCUGCCCUGCUGAACUGACCUGUUCCCUGCUUCCUUCAUUUCCAUCCAUGGCAACGGAGUUAAGAACACGAGAAGAGCCUGCUGGGUCCAGCCAAGAGCUCCCUGUAGCCCAGCAUCCUGUUCUCGCAAGGACCAACCAAAUGCUUAUGGGGAGCGCAUAAGCAGGAUGUGGGUCCAACUGCCCUCUCCUUCCCUGUGGCUCCUCGCAGCGGAUACUCAGAGGCAUUCUGCCUCCGACACCAUUAUGUUAGGCUGACUGAGACUUGCCAGAAUCCCUUUCUAGAUGUUUCUUGAGGUUCCAUGUUCUUUUGAGUAUUUCUGACCCUGUUAAUUUCUGGAGCUGACUGCCAUCCUUCUGUGGUCAGGCUAAGGUCAGCCAAGUUCCCAAGGUGGACUGCUGUGAUCACCAUAAAACACACACAGAGAGAGAGAGAGGGAGAGGGGAGAAGGUCCGUAUGUCCUAUUCAUUUACAGUGGUACCUCGGGUUACAGCCGCUUCAGGUUACAGACUCCACUAACCCUGAAGUAGUACCUCAGGUUAAGAACUUUACCUCACGAUGAGAACAGAAAUCGCGCAGCAGGUUAAGAACAGUUUCAGGUUAAGAACGGACCUCCAGAACGAAUUAAGUUCUUAACCAGAGGCACCACUGUACUGCUGUUCUCAUUCCUGAAGGAGCGUCUCCACCCCCAUCGUUCACUGAGAUCCAGCUCCGAGGGCCUUCUGGCGGUUCCCUCACUGAGAGAAGUGAGGUUAUAGGGAACCAGGCAGAGGGCCUUCUUGGUAGUGGCACCUGCCCUGUGGAACGCCCUCCCAUCAGAUGUCAAGGAAAUAAACAACUUUUAGAAGGCAUCUGAAGGCAGCCCUGUUUAGGGGAGUUUUUUAUGUUUGAUGUUUUAUUGUGUUUUUGGUGUUCUGCUGGGAGCCACCCAGAGUGGCUGGAGAAACCCAGCCGGAUAGGUGGGGUAUAAAUAAUAAAUUAUUAUUAUGAUUAUCACAAUCAUCUCCGUUUCUCUCUGCCCAGUCUUAGGUCUCUUACUGCAGAGAUGGCAACAGAGGGGGAGCCGAGCAGCUAUGUCAAAAUCAUCCAGCUUUUUGUGCUCUCCACAGCCUGGGGGAUGCAGAUAUGGGUUACCUUUAUUGCAGGUACGUUUCCCCAGGGGGGUGGGACAAAGCUUACUUGAAUUUUUAGCCUGCCCGGGGAGGAAAUGGUAUGUGCUCCUCGGAUCCUUUUCUCCAAUGCAGCUCUUCCUAACCUGGUGCCCUCCAAUUUGGACUACAAAGCAGCUGCUGGAGAAGGCCUCUGUAACACAUUCGUUUCAGAUCCUGUUGUGCCCACUGCCUUUCACUUCCAGAACUCAGGGCUUAUUCACACCUUUGUUUGCCCUGCUGCUUUGCCCAGUGCCAGAUUUACGUAUAAGCUAAACAAGCUAUAGCUUAGGGCCCCACUCUCUUGGGGGCCCCCCAAAAAAAUUUAAAGGAAAAAAACCUGGGUGUAUAUUUCCAAAAUAUAAAAUAACAAAUAAAAUAAAACCUACAUACAGCAGCAGUGUUUUGUAUUGUAUAGGCUCCUGUGAUGUAAGUCAUGGGCCCCGCCUGCUAGCCUGCUCCCUAAAAUAUCACUGGUUUGCUUAUUUCUAUAUACAGUAUAGGGUGCCUACGUUCUGCUAUUUAGAAUUAUUAGUAGUUUGCAUCAUAUAUUUACACCUAUUAUAAUUUUAUGUUAUAGCAAGAUUCUAGAGACUAGAUUAUGAGUCUUUGUAAAUUGUGUUUCUAAAGGAACUUUUGUUAUUGCCAAAUGCCAACGUGUUUGCAUUACUAAGUUUGUUAGGAAUAAAAAAUCAUUUUAAGUUAGAGCUUAAUAAUUAUUUCCACUAUUAAUAUACUUCUUAAUUGUAUUUCAGUUCAACAAUUACUUUGAUAAAAUACAUAUUUUGUUAGGUGCAAAUGACUUUAGAUACCUAUUAGGUCCAUAAAUUACCAUAGAGCAUAUUUUCAACACGAAAAACAGCAACAAUUUGUUGUUGACAGAUGGACAUAUAAAGGGUCCCAUUACCUUCAGUAGCUUAGGGCCUCAUCAAACCGAAAUCCGGCCCUGGCUUUGCCCUUUGGUUUAGCAAUGAAUGGGGGGGGGCAGCCACUGGGUUUUCCACGGACUGCCGUUUCUUCUGAUGUAGCACUAAAUAGCAGGUUUUCUGGGGCAAGCAGUGAGGCAAAGACAGAAUCACUUGGACACCUGCCUUAGAAAAGCACAGGACAAGUGAAGAAUCGCUUGGACCUGUGCUCUCCAGGCCCAGGACAAUUGGAAGUGUGGACGAGCCCUUUGUCCACCUGCUGUAACCCACUCCCUUCUCUCGCCUGCGCAGGGUUUGUUCUCUUCCGGGGUGUGAGCCGCCAUACCUUUGGCCUGGUGCAAAGCAAGCUGUUUCCUUUCUAUUUCUACACCCUGCUUGGCUGCACCUUCCUCAACCUGGCCAUCUUCGCUUCGUACCACCCGCGGGAGCUUCUCAGCGCCUGGGAUACAGUCCAGGUAGGUACCAACCAGUCAUCUACAAAUAUUGCAGCUUUUCAUUUGGGGCCUGUGGGCAGGAAGUGCUCCUUCAUGUAGCUUCUUGAGAACGUCACAAGUUAGCUAUGGACCUUCUGUCACGGUCCAGUUCACGGGCGAUUGAAGUCCUGGCUGGGGAUGUCGGGACCAGGGGCAAGAUGGCGGGAUGAGAGCAGGAAUGGGAGUCCAGAAACCAGGAGUCAGAAAGCCAAGAGUCUGAGGGUCAGAGAGCUUGGAGUCAAGAAGCCAAGGGUCAGAGGGUAAGGAAGCAAGGAGUCACGAAGGCAGGGGUCCGAGGAUCAAGAAGCAAGGAGUCACAAAGUCAGGGGUCCGAGGAUCAAGAAGCAAGGAGUCAGGGGUCCGAGGAUCAAGAAGCAAGGAGUCCAAGGCAGGGAAUGUGUUGCUGUGGCAAAGAGCUGAAGGGAAAAUGCUGACCUUAUAUCCCUUCCCAGGUCUUGCCACCAGGUGCUGUGAGUUACCAAUCGGCCUCACCUAUGUGGCCGCGCCUUGCCUCUUCAGAACAAACUUAGGAAGGCCCCAGUCCUGCAGAGUCCUAUUGGUCACAGGGCCUGGCUCCUGCACACACACCUGACACCUGCAGUUUGAAGGCGUGAGCCCCUCAAACCUACAAGCCAGUGUUGAUGCUGCGAAAAUGCCUUCCUCUGUGGAAUAAACCUGGCCACUUCACUGUUCAAUGUGUGUCUUUUAGAAGACCUCGUCUUUCCUUCAUUCGUAUUUCGUAUGGAAUUUCCCUCACCCUGCAAGGCCUUUCUGUCCUGUGAUCCUUUGCAGGAUUUCUCCAUGUUCUUCCUGCCUCCCUAGUUCCAUCACAGUGCAGGCAGGCUUAGGCCUAAGGCAGGGGUCGGCAAGGUUUACCUCGCCUGGGCCAGUUCACUCCAGCACAGAUCCCUCCAUGGGCCAGAUCACGCCCGCGAUUUCCAGUGUCUGUGCAGACGUGAUUUUCGGCACCGCGGAAGCGAGUCCCUGUGCCGCGCUGCGCCAGUUUAGCACAGUGGGCGGGGACUCACCAAGCAGGCGGCCCAGUUUGGGGGCGGCUUGGGGGCCGGUUAAACGACCCCCAUGGGCCGCUUGUGGCCCAUGGGCCCUCGGUUGCUGAACCCUCGCCUAAGGCAAUCACGAUGCAUUAAAAAGUUUUAUAUUUAUAAAGGAACCUGAAAUCUACUCCUCCUUAUUCAACCCUGCUGCUACAUAAACCUCUGCCCACCCCCAAACACUUUAAAAUUAUUUGUAAUUCAAUCUUAGAACAUCAUUUACCAUAAAGACUAUUGUGUCAUAUGAGGAAGGUGGGAAACAAAAUACAGUGGUACCUCAGGUUACAUACACUUCAGGUUACAGACUCCGCUAACCCAGAAAUAGUACCUCGGGUUAAGAACUUUGCUUCAGGGUGAGAACAGAAAUUGUGCUCCUGCGGUGCGGCGGCAGCGGGAGGCCUCAUUAGCUAAAGUGGUGCUUCAGGUUAAGAACAGUUUCAGGUUAAGAACGGACCUCCGGAACGAAUUAAGUACUUAACCCAAGGUACCCUGUAUACAGGGAUGCAGGUGGUGCUGUGGGUUAAACCACAGAGCCUAGGGCUUGCCGAUCAGAAGGUCAGCAGUUUGGAUCCCCGCGAUGGGGUGAGCUCCUGUUGCUCGGUCCCUGCUCCUGCCAACCUAGCAGUUCAAAAGCACGAAGUGCAAAUAGAUAAAUAGGUACCACUCUAGCGGGAAGGUAAACGGUGUUUCUGUGCGCUGCUCUGGUUCGCCUGAAGCGGCUUAGUCAUGGUGGCCACAUGACCCGGAAGCUGUACACCGGCUCCCUCGGCCAAUAAAGCAGGAUGAGCGCCGCAACCCCAGAGUCGGUCACGACUGGACCUAAUGGUCAGGGGUCCCUUUACCUUUACCACUGUAUAACAUUCCAGCAAGGAAAGCAGUCCUUUGUAUCUGGAAGGCUGAUGUGAGGAAGAGGAGCAGUUUUUACCUUGUGUGCUGCAGCUACUCAAGACACAGUCGGUUUCAUGAACAGCUACCUCCCCGUUUCUUAAACCCGAGAGCAUCAGGAAGAAAUGUGAGCAGUCCAGCUCUGGAAAAACCUGUUCAGAGUGGCCAUGGAAUCUCUUUGUUGGUAAGGCAUUGAAGUACAGCCUAUCCUUUUAGAGGACAGGAGGUAGGACUAUUGAUCUACCAGAUAGGAGCCAUAGGUAAAAGGUAAAGGACCCCUGGACAGUUAAGUCCAGUCAAAGGUGACUAUGGGGUUGUGGCGCUCAUCUCGCUUUCAGGUCGAGGGAACCGGUGUUUGUCCACAUUCAGCUUUCCGGGUCAAAAACCAGGAGCGUUGCGAUUGACCAUAAUCAGUCUCAGGUUCCGCCAGUCAAUCGACAUGUUGUACAUGCCCAGGUUAUGCUAUUAGAAAUACACAGAACGAUAAUUAUGAAAUUAUUGUGAGGUUUAAUAAAUUAACCGUAUAUAUUUGGACAGCUUUUCUGCUGUACUUUAUUGGAAGGAGAAAAAUAAUCAUUUCCUUAAGAACAAUUUAAUCAAUUUAUUUAACUAAAGCAAUAACAUUAUAGAAUAUGUCUCCAUGUUUGUUAACUGAUGUGGUUAAACAAUUAAAACAAAAAAACUUAUACUGAGUUUUAGCACGCAUGAAAAACUUAAACAUAUCCUUAUUUCCUGGUGAACAGCCUUUGGACUAUAAUGUAACUUAAAUAGAAAACUAUCUUUAGAAAGAUUUUUCCUCCAAAAGCAUUUUAUUUUUAAUUUUUGUUUUCUUUCUUUCUUUCUUUCUUUCUUUUUUGAAGUUUUAUUCGAGUUUGGGAUUUUUACAUACAUUAUAUUAUCUCCUUCCAAUUUUAAAUUUCCUGUACAAUUUUCUCCUUUCCCUCCCCACCCCCCCAUAUCCAUUGGAAGGGUUCAAACUAUUAUCCUCAGCCAUGGGCAUAGCGUCUUUAGUUUCCACCGAAUGUCUUUUGUUCCAGUAGUUUUUAUCCAUUGAAGAUAGGGUUUUUCCAUCUGUUCCUUAUCGUGGUGGACUUGACCUUCCACGUUGUUUCCUGUGACAUGACCUGUCAGGGAACUGCCAUCAGUACUGGAGGGAGAGCGCGAAAGCCAGAGGGAUUCCAGAGAGCGCCCAGGGAUCGGGAGAAGCAGCCCAUCUUCUGGGGAAGAGAAUCAGCGUAGCACCAGUGGAGAAGGGGGGCAAGUGGGAGAAGUGGCGAGGCGGUCCCAUGACUCCUUGCCUGGGACCAGCGGGGAGACUAGGGGUCCUCCGUUGCCCACGCCCUCCCGGCGCAGAAGGCUUCCGCGCAGAGAGGGUAGGCGGAGACUAGGCGUCAAAGAACUUCUUUGCUGGAGGAAGUUUAAGAAACGCCCAGUCACGGAUUCUGCCAGCGAUUGAGACAGCCACGGGCGAGUGGCUGUCCGGACAGAGGAGGUUCACUUCGGCAACCCGGCCAGGUGUUUGCACCCAGCCAGGAAGAUAGGCACCUGCUUACGCUCAAGCAACCCCCUUAGGAACCAUUACAUGACCAAAAGCAUUCUAUUUAAAAAUCCACUUUAAAUUUUUAAGAAAUCUGAUUUAAAUAAAAAAACCUGAAUUAAAUUUUAAAAAUCUGAUUUAAAUAAAAAAAUUGAAUUAAAUUUUAAAAAUCUGAUUUAAAUAAAAAAAUUGAAUUAAAUUUAAAAAAUGAAUUAAAUAAAAACAAUCUUCAUGAUGUUUUUUUAAAAAAAAUAAUAAUUGAUUUUUAUCCACCCAGGUUUUACCCCAGAAUUCCAGAAAAGGUCACAGUAUACCUUGUAUCUCCUCUGCAGAUUGUGUCCUUUUUUAUUGGCCUCAUUCUGGCAGCUUCCAAUGCUUCCUGGCUCUCCCAAGUAACCACCAAGACCAUGUUCAAGAUGCAAGAGAUUGAAAGGGAGCACGGCCUCGGGGACGAAGUGGGUCUGUCGGCUCGGCGGGAGGCUUACCAGCUUCUGAAGGAGAAGGAUGCCAAGUACCAGAGCCUGCGCCAAAAGUUCUUCAAGUUCCACGGCCUGUCCUCUCUCUGCAACUUGGCCGGCGUCUUCUGCACCGGGGUGAAUUUGGCAUGCCUAGCACUGCAGCUGGACAGCCUUUAG
Molecule: messenger RNA, 13639 nt
Organism: Podarcis lilfordi (Lilford's wall lizard)
Lineage: Eukaryota; Metazoa; Chordata; Lepidosauria; Squamata; Lacertidae
Source: the annotation of a GenBank genome assembly